AUGAAUCGUCACCUGUGUGCUUGGCUUUUUAGACUUUCAUCUCGUAAUGGUUACCACCAGUGCCACAUCCACCCCCAGUCUCAUCAGUUUACACAGAGACAUUUUGAUACAAGACUGUGGGUUUUUAGACAAAACAGGCAUCCCGUUCUCCAUCAUCUAUUAAAUAAGAAUUGUCCCAGGAGAUAUUGUCAUCAAGACACCAGGAUGCUGUGGAAGCAUAAAGCACUACAGAAAUAUAUGGAGGACCUGAGUAAGGAGCACCGUAUGCUUGAUCAGUGUUUGCAGCGAGUGUCUCUGAAUGAAGGGGACCGAAGAGCCUUGAAUAGAAGGCAUGCCGAGUUGGCACCACUCGCAGCCAUUUACCAAGAAAUUCAGGAGGCUGAGCAAGCAAUUGAAGAAUUAGAUUCAAUGUGUAGAAAUCUAAAUCAACAAGAUGAAAAGCAGUUACAAGAACUUGCAUUGGAAGAGAGACAAACCAUGGUUCAAAAAAUCAAUAUGUUAUACAGUGAGCUUUUCCAGAGUCUAGUGCCAAAGGAGAAAUAUGACAAAAAUGACGUUCUUUUAGAGGUGACAUCUGGAAGAACUACUGGAGGUGAUAUCUGCCAGCAGUUUACCCGGGAAAUAUUUGAUAUGUACCAGAAUUAUUCAAGCUAUAAAAACUGGAAAUUUGAACUUCUGAAUUAUACACCAGCUGAUUACGGUGGGCUACAUCAUGCAGCUGCCCGAAUUUCUGGUGACAGUGUAUAUAAGCAUUUGAAGUAUGAAGGUGGGAUUCACCGAGUUCAACGAAUCCCCGAGGUGGGCCUGUCAUCAAGAAUGCAGCGUAUUCACACAGGAACCAUGUCAGUCAUUGUCCUCCCUCAACCAGAUGAGGUAGAUGUGAAAAUAGACCCCAAGGAUUUGCGAAUAGAUACAUUUCGAGCCAAAGGAGCAGGAGGUCAGCAUGUUAAUACAACUGAUAGUGCUGUCAGACUCGUCCAUGUCCCCACAGGGCUUGUAGUAGAAUGCCAACAAGAACGAUCACAGAUAAAAAAUAAAGAGAUAGCUUUGCGUGUGUUGAGAGCUAGACUCUACCAGCAGAUUAUUGAGAAAGACAAAUGUCAGCAACAAAGUACUAGAAAACUGCAGGUGGGAACAAGAGCCCAGUCAGAGAGAAUUCGGACAUAUAAUUUCACCCAGGAUAGAGUCACUGACCACAGGAUAGCAUAUGAAGUUCGUGAUAUUAAGGAAUUUUUAUGUGGAGAGAAGCAUCUGGAUCAGCUAAUUCAAAGACUACUUCAUUCAGCAGACGAAGAAGCCAUUACUGAAUUUUUGGAUGAAAACCUUAAAUCAGCAAAAUAA
This is a messenger RNA of Puma concolor (puma), 1341 nucleotides long. It is a transcript of the gene MTRF1, whose product is annotated as mitochondrial translation release factor 1. Lineage: Eukaryota; Metazoa; Chordata; Mammalia; Carnivora; Felidae. The record is from RefSeq and is a predicted model, not a curated record. Gene Ontology annotation, cellular component: mitochondrion. Gene Ontology annotation, molecular function: translation release factor activity. Gene Ontology annotation, biological process: mitochondrial translational termination.